Messenger RNA from Pseudogymnoascus verrucosus, 2249 nucleotides. RefSeq lists its product as uncharacterized. The transcript is spliced from 2 exons. Bases 642 to 2195 code for a protein of 517 amino acids. The record is from RefSeq and is a predicted model, not a curated record. NCBI's taxonomy places the organism in Eukaryota, Fungi, Ascomycota, Leotiomycetes, Thelebolales, Thelebolaceae.
UUGCCUGUCAAAACGGCAAUCGUAGCAUUUAAACCGGCUCAUUCUUGCUCAGCGUUGAGAGUUUUGCAAUUUGGGUCGAGCAGCCAGAUUUACUACGGGAUUUUCGCCUCGCAGGGAUGUCGGUUACUAGAUUUCUGCAUUUUCUACUCUUCAUCCUCCGCCUACAGCUGCCGUCUUCACUGUGGUCCAUGUGGUGUUGUGGUGGUACUGCUUGCGGUACGUGUGGUACUUGGGAAUACAUGAGAUGUCAGCCUUGUUUCCCCCAUUGUCUCCCUGAACCCACGCCAAUCAGCCACCAUGUCAUCACCAAGACACCACCAAGAGACAACCAAGACACGCACAGAUCCCCCCAAAUUCCCCCAAAAUUGCCCCCGUGUCGCCCUCUUGGCGUACUCAUUUGUACCCAUUUGUACCGUAUAGUACAGUACAACGCCACUAAAACCUUGUCCACCUACCACAUUACCAGAUUUACCACCUUUCUACCAACCAAACCACCACCAAAACUGUCACCAGAACCACCUCUACCAACCAAACUACCACCAGACAACACUUUACAAAAUCCUCGAACCCCCAUUCAUUGAUGAUUCUGCGGUGACCCUUGAACAACCCCACGCCAUCCUCCAGAACUUCAACUCGCAUGGAUGUCGUAUAAUCUCCAAAAGACCCCCUCUCAUUCCCGGAAUGCCUCACACCUCUCCAACGGCCACAACUCCGAGCCCGCCAAAUCCAGCGCUUCCUCACGAGCAGCCUCAGAGGCUGACAUAAGGGCACGCGAGAACCGCAGAGGCAGCCAGCCACGCUCCUUCGAAGACUCCCCGUACGAUCACCACGAAGACGAAUCCGAGACCGACGAGAUGGGCGAGCGACGACCCCCGUAUAACAGGCACAAGGAUGGCCGGUCAGGGCAGCCGCUGCUCCAUAAAUCGGACGACGAGAGAGGUCGCGCGAGGGACAGUCCUCCCAUAACUCCAGCCCAUACGACGUUUAGUCGCCGCUCGACGAUGCGGAGUCGAAGCCCGGCUGAUGCUCAGGCACUCCUCGAGACGAAGAAGAAAUACACAUACGCGGCCUUCUUUCUGGGCAUUAGUCUGAUCAGUUUCGUCAUCCAGACCGAGACGGCUGUCUAUAUCCAGAAGGACUUGGGAUGGGACAAGGCGUAUUGCAUGCUCUACUUCACCCACGGAUCCUGGGUCCUCCUCUACCCCUUCCAACUCAUGUGCCUCCGCCUCCAAAAGCGCUCCAUGCCCUUCCUCACCUUCUGGCGGCGGCACGUCUACCUCCUCCGCACCACCGCCCAGAUGGUCGAAUCCCAAUCCCUCACCCCCCCACGCACGCAGCACUCCCCAAUCCCCUACAUUCUCCGCACCACCGCCGGCGUAACCACCGCCCUCACCAUCGCAGGCGGCUCCUGGUACCUGGCCGUCAACAUGACCACCCCCUCCGACCUAACCGCCAUCUACAACUGCUCCGCCUUCUUCGCCUACGCCUUCUCCGUCCCCCUCCUCAAAGAGCCCCUCCGCACCGACAAAUCCCUCGCCGUCCUCGUCGCCAUCAUCGGCGUCCUCGUCGUCGCAUACGGAGACACCUCAUCCCCCAACCCCACCAACCCCCCCGACGCCCACGCCCUCGCCGCCUCCGACACAGAAGCCAAGAACCGCCUAGCAGGAAACCUCAUCAUAGGCGCUGGUUCCAUCCUCUACGGCCUCUACGAGGUCCUCUACAAGCGCCUCGCCUGCCCCCCCACAGGCUGCAGCCCCGGCCGCGGCAUGAUCUUCGCCAACACCUUCGGCUCCCUCAUCGGUGCCUUCACCCUCCUUGUCCUCUGGAUCCCCCUCCCAAUCCUGCACUACACGGGCCUGGAACCCUUCGCCCUCCCCCGCGGCGAGGCGGCUUGGAUGAUGUGCAUCAGCGUCCUCGCCAACGCCACGUUCUCCGGCAGCUUCCUCGUGCUGAUCAGUCUCACGAGCCCCGUGUUGAGCAGUGUCGCGGCGCUGUUGACGAUUUUCUUGGUCGCGGCGACGGAUUGGGCGUUGACGGGGGUGCCGCUCGGACCGGCGGCUGUGGUGGGGGGGGGGCUCAUUGUGGUGGCGUUUGGGGUGUUGAGUUGGAGUACGUGGAGGGAGAUGAGGGAGGAGAGGGUUAAGGAGGUGGAUAUUACUAGUGAUGAGGAUGAGGAGAGUAUUUUGGGUUCGUAGUGUUUGGAUAUGAUGUGGCAUAUAAAUGUGUUUUUAUUUGGUAUGGGAGUGGGC